UCUCAUCUUAACAAUUAUGGUCUCUCGCUGUUUACUGUAUUUUAUUACGUUUUGGUCGACCUCUUUUAUGACACGUCAACGCUAGAAGUGACAACAUUAGUGGCAAAUCAGCAAUUUUAUCUUAAUUAUAUACACAAUGGCUUUACCAUCUUCUUCGUCAACUUCAGUUGGUGGAUCUCGCUCACCAUCAAGAGCAGUAUCACCAAAGAGUGGAUCACAAGUUAGAAAUAGAGGGGGUAAGAGUACAGGAGCAAGCAGAGCAAGGAAUCCAAAUGCAGGAGCCGGCAGCUCAGGGAUGUGGAGGUUCUACAAUGAAGAUUCACCAGGAUUGAAAGUUGGUCCAGUACCUGUACUUGUAAUGAGCCUGAUUUUCAUCGCAUCCGUUUUCAUGCUUCACAUAUGGGGCAAAUACACACGUGCAUAAGCUGCUAACAACCAUAAAGAUGUGCUUUAAUCAAUUAAAAAGUGGAUGAUAGGAACUAAAGAUGCAAGGAUGUUGGUGAAAGUUUUUACCAAGUGGAUGGAGGACCUUCACAAUAACUAUAUUUCUAAACAAUUUAUUUACUGGACACCACCAAAUAUGAGAUUUUCUUGGAUUGCAUUGGCUAUGAGCUAAUUAACUUUGAUGCCUUACAAGAAAGACUGUUUUGUCAUGCGUUAAUUAGCAGGCUCGUAGCCAAGAAUUUUGUAUGUUUUUCGGGUUGCCCCUCUGAUAACCACUCCCUUGUAUGAAAUAACUAAAGGCCAACUCAGACAGCGUCAGCCGACGCAGCAUGACCCGAUUUAUCGUCGGUGACAGUCUUCAGCCGUCGUGAGAAAUAUUAAACGUUUAAUAUUCUACGACGUGACUGCCCCCGAUACAAACCAUCACGUCUGCGUUAACUCACACAGACCCGACGCCACAACGUCGGGCUGCGGCGUACGACACUGUCUGAGUUGGCCUUAACAAGAUUGCUUAACCAUUCCAUGGACCUUUCUCAUAGUUAACCCCUCCUUAACAAGCCCUAGUUACAGGCUUGCUUAAUAUAAGAAAACAUGACUUGUUUUUUAUAAAAGAAAUGAGUUGGUCUUUCAAAAAUCUUUUUAUCUUGAAAUCAAGUGUCUAAUUAAUUUUCAUACAGGUGGAAUUGUUAUUUUUUGCUCAUUCUAAGGCCCAUCUCUGAAAGUUCUGUAUACCAGGUUAAUAUUCAGAUGGGCCAAAGUAUUCGCAAUGUACAGUAAUAUAAAUUUCAAGUAGCUGCUGACUAUUAAAUGUAAAAUUAUUAUCUGGUAAUAAAUGGAGAAUUUUGAAUUAAAA
Anneissia japonica is the source of this 1297-nucleotide messenger RNA. Its product is annotated as protein transport protein Sec61 subunit beta-like. The record is from RefSeq and is a predicted model, not a curated record. Bases 137 to 424 code for a protein of 95 amino acids. Gene Ontology annotation, cellular component: Sec61 translocon complex. Lineage: Eukaryota; Metazoa; Echinodermata; Crinoidea; Comatulida; Comatulidae. The transcript has 4 exons. Gene Ontology annotation, biological process: intracellular protein transport.